Molecule: messenger RNA, 189 nt
Organism: Penicillium subrubescens
Lineage: Eukaryota; Fungi; Ascomycota; Eurotiomycetes; Eurotiales; Aspergillaceae
Exons: 1
Coding region: 1-189 (62 amino acids)
Source: RefSeq, a predicted model, not a curated record
AUGCCCGUCGCUAAACCUCUCUCCGCCAUCCUCCGCUCUUCCUCUCCGCCACCAGGACACUCAGCAUUCACCGUCCCCACGUCCACCGCCAGCCACCCAAUGGAAGCCGAAGACACUGCGAACAAACCUCUGACGUGCGUCUUGCGCCGUUGCUGCUUCCUGCGCUUCAUCCUCUCCUUGGCUGCGUAG